GGCAGGAAAAUAAAAAAUUUAAACACCGCCGCCUCCGUUCACUUUCACUCAGACUGCGCGCGUGCGACUUCUGCCAGCAACUGCAGUCGACAGUCGUUCAGUUACGUGCUGGUCGCGUGCGCCUUAGCUGCUGCGGUGGUCACGACGAAGACACACACUUCGCGCUUUACAGACACGGUAUCGAAAAUUCGCACAAUGAUCUGACACCAAGCAUGAACAUGAAAGAGCCAUGGCCGGCCAUACAAUCACGAGUUACCAAACAUUACUAUACCUGUUCACGUUCGUCGCAAUCGGCGAAAUACUGUGUCAGGGUAGAGAAGUCCCUGCAGCGAGACUGCAAACGCCACUGCCGAAGGGACGCGCCAUACCAGUAGCCUCCGCCAACGGCGGUCCUGCGGCGAAUGCCAUCGGCCGCCCGACUAAACAACAGCAGCAGGACACAAUCCAGAAACAAACCACGCCGACUCCGCCGGUCUCGGUCAAAGAACUAUUCAAUUCUUCAUCGUGCGUCGAACCUCCGUUCACGUGCCCUCAUCCGAAGAUUCAGUUUUACUUGUACACCAGGCUCACGCAGAACAAUCCCGACUUGUUGGACGUGACUGAUCCCGAAUCGCUGUACAAGUCUCAUUUCAACCCCAAGCAUCCGGUCAAGAUUAUCAUACAUGGUUUCCAAGGUGGCAGAAACCUGUCGCCGAGUACCGAUCUCCGGAACGCUUAUUUCACUCGAGGAAACUAUAAUAUAAUCAUAGUGGACUACUCGAGUUUGGCGCAAAUACCUUGUCUGAACCAAGUGGAAUGGGCCCCCAGAUUUUGUGGUAUGUGCAUCGCUCAACUGGCCAACUACUUGGCCGACCAUCCUAGAGGAGUUCCUCCCGACAAGCUGCAUAUGAUGGGGUACAGCGUGGGUGCUCAUAUCGCAGGACUGGCGUCCAACUUCAUCAACUCGGGAAAAAUCGGCAGGAUCACCGGCUUGGACCCGACAAUCAUAUUCUACAUGAGCAACAACAGAUCCAGGGACCUUGAUCCCACGGACGCUCAUUUCGUGGACAUCAUACACACGGCGGCGGGCAUCCUGGGUCAGUGGGGCCCCAGCGGACACGCCGAUUUCUACGUAAAUGGAGGCACUUCGCAGCCUGGUUGCGCCAGCGACAGCAUCAUACAGACGCUGUCGUGCGAUCACACCAAAGUGACGCCGUAUUUCAUCGAAUCGAUCAAUUCCAACGUAGGGUUCUGGUCAAUACCGUGCGCCAACCGAUUUUAUUUCAACUUGGGCCUUUGCGAUCCGCCGGAGUCUGAGUACGUUUUGAUGGGCGAACACGUGACACACAAAGCUCGCGGUAUUUAUUACUUGCACACAAACGCGAAAAAACCUUACGCCAGAGGCUUCCCCAAAAAGAAGUGAUCAUCGUUGUCGACCUGCAGCGCACAGACCCUUGCAACAAUACACUCGAUAAUAAUAAAAUAUACGAAAAAAAGGCCUAGUCAAAUAAUAUUAUGUGUAUUCUUAAUAUUUUUUUGUGCGAUAAGCGCACUGAUAAGAUAGAAUAGAUAUUUUAAUCUAUUCUGUGCUGAUACCAUCCGCAUAAGACCUUAGUCCUUAAGGCUUAGAUCAUUUACAAUGAACAGAGCCUUGGCAUAAUAUAAACGCGUACUACCUACGUGUUUGAAGACAUCUUCAGUACCCGUCGCAUAUUUAUCAUAUCACUUAACUACAUACAAAAUAUUUUGCUUGUGAUAACAGAUGUAGCAACUGAAUUCUCAUUUUACCUGAUUCCUCUUAGUUAGUUCAGUUAGUUGGCUCCAAAUAUUAAAGCAGUAGCUCUAUCCAUUGUAUAUGACCUAAGUAUAAGACAUAAUUACUACAAUAUAAUAAUAUUAUGUCGUAUUGUAUACUACCCUUGUGCUCAUAACUUAAUAAGCGUAUGUAUAUUAUAUUGCUUCUGUGUAUAUUUAUCCGAACGGUGAAUGUUUCAAGAUUCAUGUGAUUUUAGAUUAUACUUUGUAAAUAAUUAUUUUCUGUGUAUAAAAUAGGCGAAUAGUUACUGUAUAGUCAAUACUGGUGUAAAGUUGUAGACUGUAGUAUAAUUUAUUCAUACAACAGUGUAUAUUGUUCGAUUGUUUUGAAACAAUAAAGUUGUAACGAAAACGCUAA
Myzus persicae (green peach aphid) is the source of this 2152-nucleotide messenger RNA. RefSeq names its product inactive pancreatic lipase-related protein 1-like. Bases 230 to 1402 code for a protein of 390 amino acids. The record is from RefSeq and is a predicted model, not a curated record. Gene Ontology annotation, molecular function: lipase activity. The transcript has 8 exons. Gene Ontology annotation, biological process: lipid metabolic process. NCBI's taxonomy places the organism in Eukaryota, Metazoa, Arthropoda, Insecta, Hemiptera, Aphididae.